Miscanthus lutarioriparius is the source of this 357-nucleotide messenger RNA. The record is from the annotation of a GenBank genome assembly. Lineage: Eukaryota; Viridiplantae; Streptophyta; Magnoliopsida; Poales; Poaceae.
AUGGCGGGGAAGAAGCUGCGGAAGCCGUACACCAUCACCAAUCCUCGGCAGAAGUGGACCGCCGACGAGCACGACAGGUUCCUCCACGCGCUGGUGCUGCACGGCCGCGACUGGAAGAGGAUCGAGGCAUUCGUCGCCACCAAGACAGCCACGCAGAUCCGCAGCCACGCCCAGAAGCACUUCCUCAGGGCUCAGAAGAUGGGCCUCGCGGUGCCGCCAGUGCACCCUCGUCGCUCCGGCGUCGUCCGCCAGGCGCAGCCACCCUCACCCAUCAGCUGGCUGCCCUCGUUUGCGGAUGAUGAUGCCGUCGUGUCGAAGGACGAGACGAUUCGUCAGCUUCCGCUGUCUCCGGACUAA